AUGUCCGGUCAGCCAGACUUUAUGACUAUACAUGACAAGAAGGGCCGGAUCGUCUUUCAACCGCCUAUGCCCUCUGAGUUGGGAGGCUCUCCCAUUCUCUUCUCCAACCGUGGCGCAAUUCAAAAGCCCAUGGACGAAUAUGCCGUGUUACUUGGGAUACCUUUUCGCUUUGGAGCCCGAAUCACCGAAUAUCAAGAACACGAUUAUCAUGCAAGCGUCUUGGUCCAGGGCUCUUGGGUCAGUGCAGAUGCAAUCAUUGCAGCGGAUGGUAUUCAUAGCACAGCUCGAAAACAUGCCAUUGGCAUCUCUCAACACCCUCGCACCAGUGGCUUUGCAGUUUACCGAACGAUAUUCCCACUCAGCCGGCUGGCAGAUGAACCUCUCACCGAAAAGUACACCGAAAGCUGCAAAGGCACCUUUGAUGAUACUUAUGAAGUUGAAUAA
Cladophialophora immunda is the source of this 444-nucleotide messenger RNA. RefSeq lists its product as uncharacterized. The record is from RefSeq and is a predicted model, not a curated record. Gene Ontology annotation, biological process: secondary metabolite biosynthetic process. NCBI's taxonomy places the organism in Eukaryota, Fungi, Ascomycota, Eurotiomycetes, Chaetothyriales, Herpotrichiellaceae. Gene Ontology annotation, molecular function: monooxygenase activity. Bases 1 to 444 code for a protein of 147 amino acids. The transcript has 2 exons.